This is a messenger RNA of Penicillium arizonense, 105 nucleotides long. RefSeq lists its product as uncharacterized. The transcript has a single exon. The record is from RefSeq and is a predicted model, not a curated record. NCBI's taxonomy places the organism in Eukaryota, Fungi, Ascomycota, Eurotiomycetes, Eurotiales, Aspergillaceae. The annotation marks the transcript as partial.
GCAACCCAGAAUUUAACGCAGCAUUUGUCGACUUCGCUGCCUACCGCAGUAGCCAGUCUGUUCGCCACUGCCUGGUCACGGCGGUCUACAAACACAAGUGCAGCU